AAAGAAAUAUACGAGUAUACAUGUAGAGACAAUUUAAAAUGACAGAAAUAAUGCAGAAAACUAAAAACAGCAACACUUUUCGGUUUAAAUCUUUCGCCGAUCGUGUAAACGAAAUUGAUAUACGUCGCUUGGCCUUAUACCGCAUUGGUCAUGAAAAUGAGGAUCUGCCAGAGGAAGAAAACGAGACUCACUUUCAUCAAACUCUCAAGAAAUGGAUAGUACUAAAUUUAACCGACGAGUUUGGUCAAUUUAGCCGAAAAUGUCUGAAGAUUGUGACGUUGCCGCAACUAAUACAUAAAAAGGACUUCGUCGUAGAUUUGCUUCUAGAACGGCUAGCCACUGCUACGAAUCUAUCAUUGCAACCGCUGCUGGAAUUAUUAUAUGUCUUAGGGCGUGAUUUGCGUGAAGAUUUCUAUCCAUACUUUCAGCGUGUGCUCGAUAGACUCAUUUGUCUACUAAACACUCAAGAUGCAGAGCAAUUAGAAUGGACUCUUGUUUGUUUAGCUUAUUUAUUUAAAGCACUUAAACCAUACUUGAAAAAGAAUAUUGGUGUUGUGUUUCAUGCUAUAUUGCCACUACUAGACGAACAACGUUAUGAGGAGCAUGUAACCAAUUUUGCCGUGGAGUGUUUCUCCUUUAUAGCGCGUGAUGUGCGUGACUAUCGCAAAUUUCUUGACUUCGUACUGGACACAGUGGCGCGUGAACAGGUCGACAGUAUCGCUGGUUGCGGACGUUUACUUUUCGAAAUUGUACGUGGUGUAAAGGGUCAAUUUCACUCCGUAGCAGGUGAUUUCUUACAAUUCAUAUUUGAAAGUUUGGUUGAUGAACAACGCGCCAAACAUAUUGAUAAGCUACAACUACUAUUUGAAAUUGUACAACAAUCCGUUCGGGAGUUACUCAACUUUCUCCUGCCGCAAAGCAUGCCACUGUUUUGGAAUAAACUAUGCAAUGUUACACAAAGCACAAUGAUAGCUGGUGUGGGCGCCUCUGACCGCUUGAUAUAUAUAUUACCAUUAUUUAUAAUAGCUGCCGAGCAUCGUAAUGGUCGUCAUUUGUGCGAAUUAGACAUUGUAGUACCGACGAUAUUGAAAAUGUUUGAUUAUUGUAGGCAGGAAUCAACAAAAACAAAAGCAACGGAGGCGCUGCAAUUACUUGUCCAGUUGGUUAGCAAAGUAUUAUUGGCUAAUAAUGUGAAUUUGACACAGUUGGACACUAGUCGCCUAAUGAAGAAAGCUUUAAGCGUGCAACAACGCGACAUUUAUGCGCAAUUUGUGUUGCUCAUCAAUGCGCAUGCGCAGUUCGAAUUAUUGGUGCUACCCUCAGUAGUUGCGAACUUCGAACAAAAUUUGGAUGAGGCGGCUUUUGAGUUGCUAACGCGUAUUCUUCUGAAGAAACGACCGUUAAACGGCAAUGCUUUCGCUUUGAAAUCGUGGCAACCAUAUACUCUACAUGUAAAACACCAACAAACGCUAGGAAAGUUACAGCAACAAUUGAAGGAAAUCAACUUGAGUGCCGAUAAGUUAAAUACCGAAUCGAAAGAGUUGCUUAAACAAACUUUGCUGCUAGUAUUAGUGCCACAUAUUGGUGGUAUUGAGAAGCAACCACUUGAGGCGCAGCUGAACUCAAUAAUGACGGAGAUUUUAAAUAAUCUGAAUGCAGAAAUGAACUUAAAACGUCACCUAACGGCAUUUUCACUUCUGCUCGAGACGCAUAUUCAUCUUAAAUUCAAAUGUUCGCCCGAAUUCUUGCAACUUGCCGUCCAAGCUUUGCUACCGCAUGCCACAAGCAAUCUGCAAGCCUUGGGGGCGCUUGACCAAAUACUCACAGCAACUCUGAAAUUUUCCAACGGAGACAUACAACAAAUUUCCGACCUCUUGGUGCCACUACUAAGCUCACAUGUGCACGAUGUACGUCUGCUUGCCGCACAUUCCCUUCAAACGCUCCACCAAGACGUGAAAUACGCACAUCCUUAUAAAAUAUUCUAUGCCGCCGAAUGCAUUGAACCAAACGUACAUAAUUAUCGUGAACAACUCUUGCAAUUACAGCAGCUGGAGACCUCAGGAGAACUCUAUCGCGCUAUAGACAAGCAGGAGGCUCACCGUGACAUCUUCAAACAACACAUACUACGCUUCCUACUCGGCAUGUUGUAUCAUAAUUUCAAGUUUAUUUGGGAGCCGGUACUAAAACUUAUAGAAUCUUAUGCACAGGUGAUGAGCGUUGCUGAUUUUUGGUGUAUUUAUGAAGAACAACUGCAACAUACCGCCGAGCGCAUUAACUACACGAUAGCUCCAGCGCACGAUUCAACUGCCUCUGUGGAGAAUGUGCCUUGUUGGAGCAAUGAUGUGCUAAAUGAGUUACUACCUGCAGUACAGCUGCCGAGACAAACUCAGCAACAGUUGCUGAAUUACAGAAAUCUAUUGUGGAUGCGACUGCCACAAUUCGGUCAAAUGGCUCAGCAGAAAAAUCGCGAUCUUGUUGGUCUCUUUCUACAAUUCGUGGACGAGGAGUAUCGUGCGCGCUUGGAAAAACGCGAGUUAACGUGGGAUCUCACACAACUGGGUGCUGAGCAGACACAGGAACAAUUGGCGGAAGCGGAAGGCGUGGAAAGUGACGCAGAAGGGGACGAAGAUGACAAGCCAAAUGAUCGUCCUCGUAAAAUCGCGCGUCGCAACAAAAACCGUAGAGAGCAGCAGGGUUUCAUCGCUAAAAGUAUACUUCAGACUCUGCAUAGUAAACUUGGCGUAUUCGCCGCGCAAACCAACCCGCGCUCACUUUACCGCGAACCCGAGCUGUACGCGCUUUACAUUGACCUCUUGGCCGGUCCAAAUGCGCAGCUACAACGUGCUGCGCUUGACUGUAUACUCCGUUAUAAGUCGAAAUCUUUAUUACCCCACAAGGAACACCUAUACGCUUUAAUCGACGAAGUGAAAUUCAAAGAGGAACUUGUCAACUUCAAAUUGGAUGAAGCUGUGAGCGCCGAACAGAGGCCUGAGCUCAUGAAGAUACUGUUACGUAUACUCUAUGGCAAAAUGAUCACUAAAGGCACACAAAGGGCGCUGAGCGCGCAGGCGCGCAAGUCUUUAAUUCUCCGCUUUUUGGGACAGUGUACGACUGAAGAGAUCUUGUGGUUUUUAGAGAUGGCAUUUGGGAAAUAUGAAAAAUAUACCGAGUCAACGGCACUACUGGAACAUAUACCGGCGCUAGUUUUGGAGGAUUUCGAUAUUCACAACGCCUGGUCGCCAAAGAAACUACAAAGCAUUGUGAAUCUGCUCGAGUUGAUACGCAAAGAGUUUGGUGGUUUGAUGAAACGCGAUUUCCACAUUUAUAUGUUGAAGCUCUUGACGUUUGUGGGUGCUGCCUGCAAUGCCGUCUUACAACUGCCAGCCGACAGGCUGGCGCUGAUACAUCCAAAGAUGUGCGUCGUCUACAAGAACGUGCGCAACGCUGCGUUACUGAGUGUGGUUAAUUUCUUUGCACACAUCGAUGAGUUUGAAUGGGAGGCGUCGCAGGUGCGCUGCCUAAGCGAAGUCUACGUUUGGCCCACAAUUAAAAAGCUACCGCAGGAUGCCAUACACACGCCGACACCACUACUGCGUCUACUUUUGCAGUGGGGUAAAAAACCGCAGCACUUCAAUUUCUUGGCGCAACGACGCGAAGAGACUGCGGAUGUGCAGAAGUCACCAAUAAUCUUUCAUUUUGUGGUCACACUACUGUUGAAUGAGAAGGCCAAGCCAGCUGUGCGUCGUCCAAUUAUGGCGCUCGUUGAGCGUCUACUGGCCGUCUCAUCGGACGAAAGAGUAAUUGAAGACUCUACUGUCUGUAGUGGCCUGACCAUUGUAAAGCCUUACAUACCGGAGUUGUUGAAGCGCCUACGCAUGAACUUCAGCACGCGCGCUGCCAAGCAAGCCAUCGACAAACGUGAUCUCAAUAUACUCUCAUUGCUGACCGCGCACGUUGAGGAUGCGGAAACUUGCGACAGUCUACUACAGUUGCUACUGCCCAUACUCAUUGCGAAGUCGCAGCGCAAUGCCAGCGAAGAGGUCGUCACGCAAGUUAUAACAACGCUUUCAAAUCUCAUCAAGCAACUUGACGCGCCAGAAACAUAUAUACGCAAACUAGCGCCACUCUUCGAACAAACGCAAGAGGUGAACGCGCGAAAAUUGCUCUGCCAGCUAGUUACUGAUAUUGCACGCAAACGCCACAAACAGGCUGCACAGGGCAAUGAUGAAAACCUCGCUGCGUUGGCAACGCGUUUACAGCGCACAGCGCGUCUCACCGCUAUGCUAAACGCCUGGGACAAGCGCUGGGUCGAACAGCCCGACUAUGACAAGCGUCUCGAUGCACUCAAGGAAAUCGCUCAACUUUUGAACAUUGAAGAAGACGGCGUUGAUAUUGACCUCGGCGUGCUCGUCAUCUACAACUGCGUUUACUUCAUCAAAUACGACAAAGACAUGGGUCUACGCGACAAUGCCAGCGAACAUUUGCGUUUACUGCUGCCACGUCUCGCGCUACGCUACACCGUCGCCGAUAGUGACAAAUCAAAUUUGGAGUACUUAGUCGGCGACGUAGCCAUAAAUUUACUUAGACGCUUGGUUCGCGACAACAACGAUAAUGUGCGCUACGAGGGCAUACGUUUGCUGGGUGAAUUGGCACGGCAGGCACCCGCUACGCAUGCUGUCUUAAAGGAUCUGGCACCCCUUGGUGAUCAACAAGAUUCAGAGGUCGAUUUCUUCGAGAAUCUUACACACUUACAGACCCACCGACACGGACGAGCUUUGCUGAAAUUCUGCGCGCAUGCGCAAACAUUAACACAGCGUCCCUGCACGCGCACACUGACGGAGUUCGUAUUGCCUCUGGCCACCCGCUAUUUGCUGCAGGAGAAACACGCUGGUAAGCAUACGCUUAUCGAUGCCGCUAUUGAAACACUUGGUGUUGCCUGUCAACUCUUACCUUGGCAGCAAUAUCACGCGCUGCUGCGUUACUACCUCACCAAACUGCGUAGCACGCAAGAACAUCAGCGACAGUGCGUGCGCAUUGUAAUGCGCAUACUCGAUGCGUUUCAUUUCGAUUUAAGUCAGGCACAAACCGAUGCGCAAGCGCUGCAGCAACUACGGAGCAAAUUGAGCAGCGAGGAAGCGGAGAAGGAAAAUGAAGCCCAUGAGAAAGUGGAGACAGUUGCAUCAGCGAAGAAGCGAACAACUGAAGAAGAUGAAUCUGAGGCAGAGGAGGAUGAAGACGACGAGGAAGAUGAGGACAACGAGCUCGCCGCAGAACUAGCAGUUGCUGACGAAGAGAUCAGCUUAACCCACGAAGAUCCAGUAACAACAACUGCGACUUCCGUUUGCAUACUCAGUGAAGCACUAUUACUGCCGCCAGCCGCGGCCAAACGCGUCAUGCUUACCAUUACCAGCAUACUUAUCCCAACUCUAAAUCGCGCCAUAACAGAGCAGAGCUCUUACGAUAACAAGCACAAAGUGAACCGCAAACGUUUUAGCGCGGAGCGCGAAGAGGAAGAGAUACUGCGCGUGCCGAUCGCACUCGCGCUUGUAAAGUUGAUGCAAAAGUUGCCCAAAGAGCUGAUGGACACUAGUUUGCCCGGCGUUUUCAUGAAAGUCUGCACUUUCUUGCGCUCGCAACUCAAGUCUGUGCGCAUGCUGACGCGUGACAUACUCAAGAAGAUAAUGCUCGCGCUCGGCGCCAGCUACCUUUCAAUGCUUAUGGACCACUUACAGUCCCUGCUAACGCGCGGCUUCCAAGUGCAUGUGCUUGCCGUCACAGUACACGGCGUGUUGGACGCACUGCGUGAGCAAUUGCUGCCCGCCGAUAUUGAAAAUUGUCUGCAUAACUUGCUCGAAGUGGCUUUGAAUGAUAUUUUCGGCGACAUCACCGCCGAGAAAGAAAUCGAAAAGAUUGCCGCUCACACGCCUGAAGCCAAGCCGAGCGCGAAGAGUUACUUGGUGCUGCACAUCGUCGCGCGUAACAUACAAGACACUUGCUUGCUUGAUCUACUCAUGCCGUUCAAGGAGCAUCUCGCGCGCUCGCACUCACGCAAAAUCACGUUGAAGAUACAGGAUUGCUUUGCGAAAAUUGUCAGCGGUUUGGUGGAGAACGCGCAUAUUUCGAGAGAGAGCUUGCUCAUCUUUAUCUACGGCACUGUUUCCGAGAGCAUCACCGAUCUGCUGCCGGGCACACAGAAGCGCACGCUUAGCGAGCAGGAGAAGGAGCGUAUGCGUCGUGCACGGCCGGACUGCUUCAUCAUACAACCGGCGCCCCGCACGCGCUCUGGUGCCAUUACCAAACGCGUGCAAUCAAAUGCACAAGCGAAUUCGCAUAUACUCAUCGAGUUCGGCUUGGAAUUGCUGCAGAUCGUAUUGAAACGCAAGAAGCUCGUCGAUGUGGACUAUCAACCAUUCUUGAACCCCCUAUUGCCGUUGCUCCACGACGCACUCAAGAGUACCCAUGUGCGUGUGGUGACAUUCGCUUUAAAAUGCUUCGCGGCUAUCUGGAACGACGCCUAUGAGCUGCCAGCGCUGCAGCAGCAGUAUCUUAGUGACGUUGUUGAGCGCAUGUUUGAGAUAUUGAAGAACAUCUCUACCUUCGGCGCCAUCAAGCAGGAUGAGAACUUGAAGUUGGUGAAAUCCUCCUACAAAGCUAUUGUGGCCCUACUGCGUAAAUGUACCGACCACGAGCUCACGCCGGAGCAGCUGCAACAACUAGUUUUGUACGUCGAGCAAAAUCUGUACGAAGGCGAACAUCAGACGCUCUCGUUUUCACUGCUCAAGGCGCUGAUAGCCAGACGCGUCGAAGCUGAAUCUUUCCACCAAAUCAUGAAACGCAUUGGUGAUUUGACAAUCGUUUCACAGUCGGACUUUGUACGGGAUGAGGCACGCAGCAUACUGGUCAGCUACAUCAUGGAGUACACACUGAAGAAGCGCGUCGAUCAGAUUGUGAAAUUCUUCACGGUGCAGUUGCGUUAUUCGCUGCCCUCGGGUCGAUUGUCCGUUAUACAAUUCUUGCAUGCGUUGAUCAAGAAAUUCCCGCUCAAGAUACUCUCCAAGCGUGCUGAGUUUCUGUAUAUCUCCUUGGGACCGCGUUUGGUGAACGAUGAUGACCCGAGCUGUCGUAAGGCGAUCGCUGAAUGUAUUGAGCUUUUGAUUACGCGCUUAGAAAAGGUUGAUCGUCAGCGCUUAUUCGACAUGACCUUGUUGUUCUUCGAACCGGGCAAUAAACCAUCGGUGGCGGAAAUGGCUGCUUCGCUUUGUUCGCGUUUUUUGAACGCUGAGAAGCAAUCUUUUGCGCCGCGUCUGAAACUUGUGCUACCGACAAUAGUCGCGCGUCUGACAAUGAACAAUCCGGGCGCGCCUGGCCGCUUUGUGCGCGCACCAACUGCGCUGGGUUUCGAUGUAGAUGAGGAGAAGUUGAAAAAACGGCGAAAGUAUCGACAAAUUCCCGGUCAAAGCACCAAACACGUUGAGGAGACCAUACUCACAGAAGAGGAAGUGGCUAAGGCCGCUGAGGAGCAUCAACGAGCCAUCGAUCACGAAAUCAUACAGAUUCAAUAUUGUCUUCUCAAAAUGCUGGACUACUGCGCUGUGGAGCUGCUCAGCGGUAAUAAUACCGAGCUCAGUCAUGUGAUUGACGAACUCGCUUACGAAUCGCAAAAGUUGCUGGCGCAUGAGCACGCAUGGGUGCGUUUCAAUGCCGCUCAAAUUAUUGCGGUUAUUUUAAGUAACUAUGAUUAUGCGCGCGUCGGUGUACAGUUAGCCAAGACCCAAGAGGAGUCUGGGCAGAUGAGUGAGAAUGGAGUGAACCCAAACUUGGCGAAAUUCGAUUUCAUUUAUGCCAAUCCUGCUUACGAUAUUAAAUCACUGGUUUUGGAUUUGUGCGCGCAGGUCGUGCCUGGCGAGACGCAGCAAAAUAUGAUUGACGAAAUAGUCAAGAUAUUCCUCUUCAUAGGAAAUAUGCUCCGCGCUGUACCUUUUAGCAUCAAGCAAGAGAAACAAGAUGAUGAAGAUGCUGCUGUGGAGCCAAAGGAAAACGGCGCUACGCAGCAUACACAAGAAAAUGGCGUGGCUACAAAGAUCAAUUUGUACUGGUUGGUGCGGAACAUACGCUUUCUGAUUAACAAGGAGGUCACGAAGGCGCCGCAUGCCACCGUAGUGCGCUCCGCACUCUUCACUUUGAUCGAGGGACUCAUCACUUUGCUCAGCGUAGAAACGUUGGAGCGGCUUGCUCCAACCCUACUCGGUCCGUUAGUUCGGGAAAUGUCAGAGGAGGACCAAAAUGUCGACAGUGACUUGCGUCAACAGGCGCUGCGUGUGGGUAGUCGCUUGCGCAAGCGUAUUGGUGCUGAUUUAUAUGACAAACUGCGUACGCGCACGCAAACGACGUUGAUGCGCAGGCGCGCCGAGCGUAAGAAGUUGCUCGCACAAGAGAAGAUUCACGAUCCGGAGCGCGCAGCGAAACGUAAAGCUUCAACACAGGAACGCAAAAAAUCAGCAAAACGCUUGAAGGCAGAUGUGAUGCGGGGCAAGGCGGCGGAUACGAAACAUAAACUGAAUAAACGCAAGCGCAAGGCAGAGGAAGAUAUAUUUUAAUUUUUUUUUUUAAUAUUAUUUUAUGUUAAAUGAAAUGAGCAGUUGUUUUUAGAAUAAGUAUAAAGCAAAAUUUGUAUAAAGCAUAAUUUGUAUAAAAAAAUUACAAAGGUCAUUAAUAGAAUGAAAA
This is a messenger RNA of Ceratitis capitata (Mediterranean fruit fly), 8724 nucleotides long. RefSeq names its product small subunit processome component 20 homolog. Gene Ontology annotation, cellular component: nucleolus; small-subunit processome; 90S preribosome. The transcript has 5 exons. The record is from RefSeq and is a predicted model, not a curated record. NCBI's taxonomy places the organism in Eukaryota, Metazoa, Arthropoda, Insecta, Diptera, Tephritidae. Bases 39 to 8597 code for a protein of 2852 amino acids.